Messenger RNA from Didymodactylos carnosus, 1962 nucleotides. NCBI's taxonomy places the organism in Eukaryota, Metazoa, Rotifera, Eurotatoria, Philodinida, Philodinidae. The record is from the annotation of a GenBank genome assembly.
AUGAUGUGGAAAAGUACUGUUAUCACAUUGGCACAACAAACAAAUGUUUACUGCGUUGAUGCGAAAAAACAUUUAUUAACAAUUGCAAUGCUUCGAGUAUGGGAUAUGAAAUUAGCAAUGUGGGAAUGUUUACCAGAGGCAAUAGAAAAGCUUGAAAGAGCAGCAUUUGCUAUUGGAUCAGAUGACGCAAUUCGUUUUGAUGAAUGCACAAGAUCAAUCCAGCCGAUACGAAACGUUUUGCAAACAGAAUGUUUGAAGAAUAUUCAACGGCAAUCAAUAGUAAAACAGAUCGAAACCCACAGAAAAUGCUGUAAAUGGUUACAAAACUUGAUUUAUGACUUCAAUUUGAAAACUCUUCAAGAACGAAACGAUGACGAAUUUAUAACUUGUAUAUUAGAAAAAGAUGAUGGACUUGAUCUUACAUUUUGCAUUGAUACAGAAUCAAUGGAGUCAAGUAUUACAUUAAGUAUUACGCAAUUUAAUAAAUCAAAGAAAGAAGCCAAUCAAGUCAUUUUGUUAUGUAAUGUUGAUGAUUCAUCUUCGUUGCUGAAUAUUCUUAGUGCGUCAUUUAAAGCAGCGGGUGCUUCGAUUUUACACAAUAAAUUUCAAUUACCAAUUUCAGAUCAGGAUUUACUCUCAGACCAAUCCAAAGAAGUUUUUAAAGAGAAAAUUUCACUUGUGUUAACAGCAAUUGCAUCUUUUGAUUGGAAUUCGCAUACAUUUAACAUUCAGACAAUCACUUUACCGCAAACGCAUCAAUAUCAAAAAGAAAUAGAAAUAUUGCUUGCGGAUUUAAUCAGUAAAAUUUCUUCUUCUGCAGUUAAAUACUCGAAGUCAAAAAAUAAUGCGCUAGUAGUUCAUGAGCUACUACAUACAUUAAAUAACACCAUUAAUAAUUUACGUAAGACUCAAAGAGGAGAAAUCAAUACUAAUGCAUUGAAAACUAUUUUAUCUGAAACAGACAACAAAGCAAAAACGUUUAAACAAAUCUCAUCACUUAGAUCAGAAAUAAUUAAUGAAAUAACUAAACAUUGGAAAACAUCACUUCUCGAUCGCAAACUAUUAAAACGAGUUUUACAAUUACCAAUGGAAGUUAGUAAUACUAUUCCAUUUGUCUUUAAAGAAAUUCAAAAUAUUGCCCAAACUCAACAAGUUGAAAUGGAUAAGAAAUUUGAAACACAAAUACAAUUGAUAGAUUCAACAAAUCAUUUGGUAACAGUUUUUGUUAAUGAAGCAUGCUCAGUUGCAAUGAAAAAUGAUUCUAUCAAUACACAUUGUCGAGCACAAACCGAAUUACGAAUAUCCUUGUGUAAAGUUUUCGAGGGAAAAACUGAUACUUUGACAAAAUUAAUCGAUGAACCAUACGCAGAUUGGGGAUGGUGGCAGUUAUUAAAUAUGUCUGUUUUGUGGUUACACUCCAAAACACAUGAAAAUCUUGAACAAUCUCAAACACUGUCGGAAUAUUUAGAUGAUCAACAAUCGGAAGAUGGAUCAGAAUCGUAUUGUGAUACCGAUUUAGAUGAAUUAUAUGUUGAUCCAUUUGAUAGUCGAUAUACUUCUAGUGAAGCAGGUGAAGAAGAUGAAGAAGAAGGAUUCUCAAAAACAAAUUCUCAAUCCAUAACAUCAGUGAUAACGAUAGGAACAGUGAGAAAACACUAUUUCCAUGGUCAACGCAUGCGCGAUUUUGGUUGUUAUCUUCAAAAUGAAUCACAACGAUUUAUAGAAAGUGUCACGAAACGAAUACAAUCUAACACGGAAAAAACAUUAAAAAAGUCUUCGGUUUUAGAUAUUUUGGGUUUUCGUGUUAUUUAUGUUUUUUAUGGUAUUUUAGGUAUUUAUGUUAUUCAUGGUAUUUUAGAUAUUUAUGUUAUUUGUGUUAUUCAUGGUUUUUAUGGUAUUUUAGGUAUUUCUGACGAAAGCAGUAGUAAAAUAAUUUCGUCGGAAAGCUGCCGAGCAGUGUAG